AUGACAAUGUCGAUGUAUUCGACAACGGAUAAAAUGAAAAUGUCAGCGCCCAGUUGUUUUCCAGGACGCUACAGUCCAUCCUAUCGAAGUUCAGAACAAAUGCGACGCUGCAUGCCAAAUCCAUCUAGUCGUUUAUUAGAAGAUGCUUCCCUAUUAUGCAAUUCGUGGUCAGCACGUCAGAAUGGUGAUAUUUUUGCGGGUAUCAACGAUGGCAUACUCAGCAGAGCGGAGGCCCUCGCCGCCGUCGAUAUGCAGAAACAUCAAGCUCAGCAUGUACAUAGCCAAAUGCCCUCCCAAAUCAAGCACGAUGUGAUGUAUCAUCAUCAUACAAUGAGUGGACCCCCGCAACGUCAAUUACAGAUGCAUCAUUCGAUGGAUCAACUGGACAUGCUGGAUCCGACGGGCCAGAUGACAACGCUAGCGCCCAUUUCGGAGUCACCUCUAACGCCCACACAUCAACACCUGCACGGUUCCUAUCACAGUAUGAAUCACAUGAUGAGCCACCAUCAUCCGGGCACGUUAAGUGGCCACACGGCGGGGCACCAUGGACACUCAGCGGUACAUCAUCCUGUCAUAACGGCGGCAGUGGCAGCCGCUGGCCUGCAUCCCGACACAGACACCGAUCCGCGUGAGCUGGAAGCGUUUGCGGAACGUUUCAAGCAGCGGCGCAUUAAGCUGGGUGUCACACAGGCCGAUGUGGGCAAGGCCCUGGCCAAUCUCAAGUUACCUGGCGUCGGUGCGCUGUCGCAAAGCACAAUCUGUCGAUUUGAGAGUCUGACGCUGUCGCAUAAUAAUAUGAUAGCACUGAAGCCCAUCUUGCAGGCGUGGCUGGAGGAGGCUGAGGCGCAGGCGAAAAACAAGCGACGCGAUCCGGAUGCGCCCAGUGUGCUGCCGGCGGGCGAAAAGAAAAGGACUUCCAUUGCGGCACCUGAAAAGCGUUCCCUGGAAGCCUACUUCGCCGUCCAGCCGAGACCAUCCGGUGAGAAAAUCGCUGCCAUUGCCGAAAAGCUGGAUUUGAAGAAAAACGUGGUACGCGUCUGGUUCUGCAAUCAACGCCAAAAACAAAAACGUAUAGUUAGUAGUGUAACACCAUCAAUGACUGGACACGGCUCAGCGGGAUUCGGGUACUGAUAGUCAUUUAUGACGGCGGCAGCAGCAGCAGCAGCAGCAGCGGCGGCAGCAGCAGCAGCAACGGGCGCAACCGCAACACCAAUGUCCACAACAACAACAGCAGAGGCAGCGAUGUCAGCGAUGUCAGCGGGAUGUCAGUCACUGCCUAUCAUGGGUGAUUAUUAUCUCUAGGGUUACGAUGCGGAAUCGUUUGCCGUUUGUCGGAUAUAGGAUUCAAUACAAUUGGAUGACGUUUUGGCCAGCAAAAUCAGCAUUUACCACAAACACCAACAACAGCAACAACAACAAGAACUUCAACAACAACAACAACAGCGACUCCCUUUACUUCUUUUCUUCAUUUCUUAUUUCUCACAGUUUGGCAGCUAUUGCACCAAUCUUACACACACACCAACAACAACAACUACUACAACAACAAAACACCAACAACAACAACACCACAGACACACAUACACAAGAUGAACUACAAGAAUUUUUAGGAACGAAUUAUGAAACAAUGGACCAACAUAUCAAAU
Messenger RNA from Drosophila busckii, 1643 nucleotides. RefSeq names its product inhibitory POU protein (gene acj6). Bases 1 to 1131 code for a protein of 376 amino acids. The record is from RefSeq and is a predicted model, not a curated record. Lineage: Eukaryota; Metazoa; Arthropoda; Insecta; Diptera; Drosophilidae. Gene Ontology annotation, biological process: regulation of transcription by RNA polymerase II. Gene Ontology annotation, molecular function: DNA-binding transcription factor activity, RNA polymerase II-specific; RNA polymerase II cis-regulatory region sequence-specific DNA binding. The transcript is spliced from 8 exons.